This is a messenger RNA of Grammomys surdaster, 747 nucleotides long. RefSeq names its product receptor activity modifying protein 2 (gene Ramp2). The transcript is spliced from 4 exons. The record is from RefSeq and is a predicted model, not a curated record. Lineage: Eukaryota; Metazoa; Chordata; Mammalia; Rodentia; Muridae. Gene Ontology annotation, cellular component: cell surface; signaling receptor complex; membrane. Gene Ontology annotation, molecular function: coreceptor activity. Gene Ontology annotation, biological process: G protein-coupled receptor signaling pathway; angiogenesis; calcium ion transport. Bases 24 to 566 code for a protein of 180 amino acids.
CUCACCAUCUCGCCCAAGGCGUGAUGGCCCCGCUCCGAGUAGAGCGCGCCCUGGGUGGAUCUCGGCUCGGUGUGACCCGCGCCCAGCGGCCCGCAGCGCUCCACCUUACUCCGCUGCUGCUGUUGCUGCUGCUGCUGGGCGCUGUCUCAUCCUCUCCGGAGUCCCUGAAUCAAUCUCAUCCCACUGAGGACAGCCCUCUGUCAAAGGGAAAGAUAGAAGACUAUGAAACGAAUGUCCUGUCUUGCUGGUAUUAUUACAAGAGUUACAUGGAUUCUGUCAAGGACUGGUGCAACUGGACUUUGAUUAGCAGGUAUUACAGCAACCUGCAAUAUUGCCUGGAGUACGAGGCAGACAAGUUUGGCCUGGGCUUCCCAAACCCCUUGGCAGAAAGUAUCAUCCUUGAGGCCCACCUGAUACACUUUGCCAACUGCUCCCUGGUGCAGCCCACCUUCUCUGAUCCCCCAGAGGACGUGCUCCUGGCCAUGAUCAUAGCCCCCAUCUGCCUCAUCCCAUUCCUUGUUACUCUCGUGAUUUGGAGGAGUAAAGACGGCGAUGCCCAGGCCUAGGGUCCAUUUCUCAGCAGCCAUCUUUUCCCUUUCCCCUGCUGGAACCAGGAACCUGUCCUCCCCUCCCUAUCUACUUAGUCUCAUCCCUCCCACAGACCUUUGGAUUGGUGGAAAUGGAAGCAAAGGGGACUCAUGACACAAUGUCUGUAGUCUUUAAAAUAAAAUAUGUUUUUGUACAAUA